Dichomitus squalens LYAD-421 SS1 is the source of this 1416-nucleotide messenger RNA. RefSeq names its product GroES-like protein. The coding region runs from base 26 to 1078 and encodes 350 amino acids. Gene Ontology annotation, molecular function: oxidoreductase activity, acting on NAD(P)H. Lineage: Eukaryota; Fungi; Basidiomycota; Agaricomycetes; Polyporales; Polyporaceae. The record is from RefSeq and is a predicted model, not a curated record. The transcript is spliced from 5 exons.
CAGCUCUCAGCGACACCAGCUUACGAUGUCGCUUCAAAGGGCCUUAGUCAUUCCUGCCGAGCGACAGCCUUUCAAGCUCGUCAGCGACUGGCCUAUUCCCAAGCCCGGUCCCAAGGACGUCCUAGUCAAGCUCAUCUCAAUCGCACUCAACCCCGCCGACUGGCGCGUCGAAUCUGGGACCGCUCGGGGUUUCGUCAAGGAAUAUCCUGUCAUCUGCGGCCUGGACGGUGCAGGCGUCAUCGAGGAAAUCGGUUCCAAGGUGACGCAUCUUGCCAAGGGCGACAAGGUGCUGUUCGAAGGAUGGUUCGACGAAGUGCACGGGACGUUCCAGGAGUAUGCACUCAGUCCGGCUGCUUAUACCGCCAAGAUUCCCGACAACAUCUCCUUUGACCGGGCUGCUACUGUUCCCAUGUGCCUCGCCACAGUCAUUACUGGCAUCUGGGCGCACGAUGAUGGCGCGAGGUCCGCCAAAUUCACGCCUCCUUGGGAGGAAGGCGGUAAGACCAAGUACGCCGGAGACGUCGCCUUCAUCGUCGGCGGUUCGUCUUCUGUAGGCCAAUACGCCAUCCAGUGUGCGCGCAUGCAAGGAUACGCGGCCAUCAUCGCCACCUCCUCUCUCAAACACCAGGAAUUCCUCAAGUCGCUCGGGGCAACCCACAUCAUCGACCGCAACCUCCCGCCCGGGGAGAUCCAAGCCCAGGCCCGCACCUUCGCCGCGGGCAAGCCGAUCACUUACGUCUACGACGCUAUUGGUGAGCGAGAGGAACAGCAGCUCAGCUACGAGCUCUUGGCGGAUGGCGGUGCGUUUGUCACCGUCCAGCCGUUCUUCCAUGAAUACCUUGAGGACCUGGUGACGGAGAAUGAGCCUGUCAUCCGCGUGUACGGGACAUUCGAUGUUCCCGAGAAUUAUAAGCUCGGAUCGGAGGUGUACAGUCGACUGCCUGAGUGGCCCGCUACGGGUGUCAUCGUGCCAAAUAGGGCGGAGGUUGUGCCAGGCGGUCUCGCUGGAAUUCCAGGAGGUUUGGAGAGGCUGCGGAAGGGCAAAGUCGCUGCAUAUAUUGACACCAUGUCACCGUAAAGCUCGAUGUUACGGCGGCAUCUUACUCCAAUGAAUUUACUCUACAGGCCUUCCACAACACCAUUCACUGAGCCUGCGGGACCCGCCAUUGCGACGAGUGUAUACCCCAAGAAUGGCACGACCUCGCAAGCAUCGCUCGCAUUCUCUGCGCCAUCCGUUAUGACCCGCCUGAUCGCCGGCAGAGACCAGUUCAAGCCUCUGAGGGCUUGCACGAUAGACGACACUAGACGUUCUGGGUUUGGAUAAAACCUCACAGGGGCUCAUUGUCGCACUGGAUCUUCGUACAUUCCAAGUGUUGUACAGUAACGAUCUUCCGUGAAGCGAACGCCAUAUCGCCG